Messenger RNA from Oldenlandia corymbosa var. corymbosa, 783 nucleotides. The record is from the annotation of a GenBank genome assembly. Lineage: Eukaryota; Viridiplantae; Streptophyta; Magnoliopsida; Gentianales; Rubiaceae.
AUGGUGCCUAAGCCAAUGGAGGAGCCCUUGGUGGCGUGCAAGAAGAGCAAAUCGGCGGAGGAGGAGGAGCCCACUGCGAAGAAGUUGGACGAUGAAGAAGUAAAGGCAACCACAACUUCUGUUUCCGCCGAAUUGAAGCCUGGAGCUUCUUCGCUCAAGAAGAAGAAGAAAUCUUCUCGAGAAUUGAUGAAGUGGAAGCCGAAACUCAAGACAGUCAAAACCGCGGCCACUACGUUGGCUUUUGUUUUCGAAACUGGGGUUAUGUUAGCUACUGAUCAUAAGCCAAGUGUGCAAUACUGCCAACAUGAAGUCGCAAAAGGAAGAACACGUUCCGUUGGAGGGGCAUCAAAGUGGGUGGCUGACAUGGUGUCUUCUUGCGAUGAUAAGGAUUCGUUAAUGGGAUUAACUAUUGCUGGGCGGGACGACGAAAAUGGUGCUAGCUUGUAUUUCAUGAACAAUGAGGAUAAUCUGGAAAAAAGGAAAAGUUGUGCCAUUGGAUCUGGUUCUCAGAUUGGUUAUGGACUUGUGGUUUUAUUCAAGGCUUUUGAUGAGCUGUCCUUUGAUCAAGCUGUUGUGCUUUUAAAAUCAGCAAUCUCCGGUGCUGCUUUAGAUGCCAGAUCCCGCAUUAGGUCGGGUAAAGGCGGUAAAUUUGGUGGUCACAUCAGUGGAUACUUUGUAAGUGCCCGUGGGUCGGAGGUGGUGUUUCUUAAUCAAGAUGUAAGAGAAGCACAAGAAGAAGUUAAUUACGAUACCAGACUAGGGUCCAAAAUUGAUCCUCCAUGA